AUUUUUCUGUUAUAUACUAAAAAAAGUAUGGCUAUUAAAAAGACUUUGGUAACCUUUUUUUUCUUCGUAAUAUUAACAGUUUUGAUGUCUAACAACAAUAGUUUAGCUUCAGGUGCAAAAAUCAACAAAGACAAAUAUACUUGCGGUAAAACUUUGUGUACGGACAAUUACACAUUGUAUAUGUGCAUGACUGACUGUGCUGAGGAUGGAUAUGCAAUGGGAUAUUGUCUAUCUCCUUCUCCAAAUGCUCCUAAAACAUGUUGUUGUACUUCCUAUAAGUAAUGGUUUGAGAAUUGAAUUUAUAUUAUUAUAAUGUAUGAACAAUAAUUAAUUAAUGCAAUAAAUAAUUUGUUAUGCAUAUAACAAAGUUCAAUAAAAAUACAUAUUUAUAUUCAAAACAAAAUAAAAUAUACAGUUUA
Molecule: messenger RNA, 419 nt
Organism: Thlaspi arvense
Lineage: Eukaryota; Viridiplantae; Streptophyta; Magnoliopsida; Brassicales; Brassicaceae
Source: the annotation of a GenBank genome assembly